Messenger RNA from Trichoplusia ni (cabbage looper), 6044 nucleotides. RefSeq names its product E3 ubiquitin-protein ligase MARCH6. Lineage: Eukaryota; Metazoa; Arthropoda; Insecta; Lepidoptera; Noctuidae. The record is from RefSeq and is a predicted model, not a curated record. Gene Ontology annotation, cellular component: endoplasmic reticulum membrane. Gene Ontology annotation, molecular function: zinc ion binding. Bases 153 to 2786 code for a protein of 877 amino acids. The transcript is spliced from 11 exons.
AGUGUACUGGCUACACUUUUCUGCUGUGGCUGUCUGGUUGUCAAACAAAGAGAAAAUACCUAUUUUUUCCUAAAAUCUAUUGUAUUUUGAGCUAUCUAUUAAUUUUACGUGUUGAGAUCGCAUAAUCAACCAGACAAACUGGAUUGAAGAUAAUGAUGGAUUCGGACUCGUCCGGCGCAGACUUCUGCCGAUUCUGUCGCUCGGAAGCUUCGUCCGAUAGGCCGCUAUUCCAUCCAUGCAUCUGCACUGGCUCAAUAAAAUGGAUUCACCAGGAGUGUUUGGUGCAGUGGAUGCGGUACUCCAGGAAGGAAAUUUGCGAAUUAUGCGGCCACCGGUUUUCGUUUAUGCCGAUUUAUUCGCCGGAUAUGCCGCGCAGACUUCCUAUUCGUGAUGUAGUCGGCGGCCUGGUAACAUCCGUGGCAUCCGCCGUCAAGGACUGGCUGCACUACACUCUGGUGGCUCUGGCCUGGCUGGGGAUUGUGCCCCUCACUGCUUGUAGGACCUACCGCUGCCUCUUCUCGGGAUCUCUAGACCCAGUCAUUUCGCUACCAUUUGACAUAGUGUCGGCAGAGAACCUUGCCAAGGAUGUGUUUUCUGGUUGUUUUGUUGUAACCUGUACACUAUUCUCAUUUAUUGGUCUUGUCUGGCUAAGAGAACAAAUAAUGCAUGGUGGAGGCCCUGACUGGAUGGAAAGAGAGAACCUGCCAGCCCCACCCCCUGAGGACAUACCCCUGCAGGAUAACAACAACGACAGAGUCCAUGAUGGAGCUGGAGAUGCUGAUGUUGGGGCUCGGGACGAAGUGAAUGGGGAAGUUGCCGAAGACCCUUUAGUGGGAGAUGAAGCAAAUUGGAACCCCAUGGAGUGGGACCGUGCCGCUGCUGAAGAGCUAACCUGGGCCCGCCUCCUUGGAUUGGAUGGGUCCAUGGUAUUUCUGGAACAUGUAUUCUGGGUAGUUUCCUUGAAUACUUUGUUCAUAGUGGUGUUUGCCUUCUGUCCUUACCACAUAGGACGAUUGGGGGCUGCACUAGCUGGACUGACUGCCGAAGGUCCAUUUGCAGGUCCUCUGACUGCUCUGGCAGGGUAUGUGUUAGUGGGGGCAAUCCUGGCAGUGCUUCAUGGCUUGGUGUCUCUGCUGCGGCUGCGAGGAGCUAAGAAGGCUCUUGGAUUCUGUUAUGUUGUUGUGAAGGUGGCUCUUCUGUCUGUUGUUGAGAUCGGAGUAAUUCCCCUCGUAUGCGGCUGGUGGCUCGACCUAUGUUCUCUCUCAAUGUUUGACGCCACGCUCAAAGACCGUGAGGCAAGCCUGCAAGCGGCCCCCUGGACCCUCAUGUUCAUACACUGGCUCGUCGGCAUGGUCUACGUCUACUACUUCGCGUCUUUCAUUCUUCUGCUAAGAGAAGUCUUAAGGCCGGGCGUCCUAUGGUUCUUGAAGAAUUUGAAUGAUCCCGACUUCAGUCCUGUCCAGGAAAUGAUCCACUUAUCAGUGUGGUCUCACAUCCGACGUCUGGUGGUAUCGGCCAUGAUCUUCGGAACAGCUGUCCUCUUCAUGCUAUGGCUUCCAAUCAGGGUCAUCAAGUAUGUGCUACCAGGUUUCCUACCUUACGCCGUAGCUGUUCACACUGAAGCACCAGUCAACGAACUCAGCUUGGAACUUCUUCUACUUCAGCUACAUAUGCACGUAUUUGUACAACUGAGCAUCCAGGUGAUCCUGCCGGCGUUGCUAGAGCAGUCGCACACUCGCACUUGGCUGAAGGCGGGGGUCCGCGCCUGGUGCGCGUGCGCAGCGGGCGCGUUAGGCCUGCGCUCCUACUUGCUCGGGGAAGCUAGACACGACUUACCUCAGCCGCACCCGCCCCGCCCGCCUCACCAGCUCGGCGCUGCUCAUCAGGCACUAAUGCGUCGUGACGGCCCAGCUGGUUUCGAGCCCUACGUCCGUGUAUCAUGGUUCCCAGUGCGACUGGGCGCUUUACUUAUCCUCGUCUCUAUAUCGCUGGUACUGGCUAGCGCACUCACUCUUGUAAUCCCUGUCGCCAUUGGAAGAAAAGUAAUGACCGUUUGGCUUCCGAAGGCUUCUGAAGGGGUUCACGAACUCUACACUGCUGCUUGCGGUAUGUACGUGUGCUGGGCGGUGGGGCGGGGCGGCACGCUGGCGGCGGGCUGGGCGCGCGGCGGCCGCGCCAUGCUGGCGGCGCGCGCCGCGCUGUGGGCGCGUCUGGCCGCGCGCGCCGCGCUCGCCGCGCUCGCGCUGCUCGGCCUCGUGCCGCUCAUGUUCGGACUGCUGUUGGAGCUGGUGUUGGUGAUUCCGCUUCGCGUUCCUCUAGAGCAGUCCCCCGUCCUGUUCGUUUGGCAGGACUGGGCUUUAGGCGUAUUGUACACUAAGAUAGUGUGCGCGCUGACUAUGAUGGGUCCCGACUGGGCCAUGCGGCGAGCCAUCGAGAAGGCCUACCGCGACGGAAUACGGGAGAUGGACCUCAAGUUCAUCCUGCGCUCGGUGGCGGCGCCGUGCGUGUGCUGGCUGGGGCUGGCGCUGGCGGUGCCGUACGCCUUCGCGCACAGCGUGGCGCCGCUGCUGCUGGCCUCGGCGGCGCAGCGCAACCUGCUCGCGCGCCGCGUCUACCCCGCGCUGCUGCUCGUCGCCGUGCUGGCCGCGCUCACCGUCUUCCAGGUCCGCCAGUUCCGCAAGCUGUACGAGCACAUAAAGAACGACAAGUACCUCGUGGGCCAGCGGCUCGUCAACUACGACCACCGGCGGCACAAACAACAGCAGAGCACCGUCCCCGCCAACUGAACAUGACGUCAUAACCCUGACGUCACCCGUGACGAGGCGUGUGAUAGACAACUACGAUCUCUGUAAUUAUACCCUUCUUAUAAGCGAAACUUGAUUUUAAAUAGGAAUUUUCAAUGGCAACUUAUUACCUCGCUAAGUAAUCUUUUUAAACUAUUUCUUGAGGAAACAGUAAUAAAAAUAAUACAGUCACGAACGAGGUGUCAGCGAGCAUUUUAAUGAUGUUAUCCUAUCUAUACUAUACGAUUUAGUAUUGUUAUAAUGCUUGCUAGAAAUGAUCGAAGUACCACAAUUUCACGGUACACUUAUUUGAAUUAGUCAAUAUUCACUAUCUUGUAAAUAAAAAAAUGUUUUAGCCACUAAACUUUUAACCUAGUAAUAUUGGCAUUCCUUGUAUAGACUUUUAGAUCUCAUAGUAGCCACGUAAAUGUAUUGGAGCCGAACUAGGCAAUAGAUUGCGAACCGUCUCUUCACACCGCCUCUGUCACGAAUCGAUAUAUUUUAUUAUUAUAGGUAUCGAUAACUACUCGAUUUAUUUUGACUACUCUUAAAACAUGUGGAACGUUUACCAAAAAUGGCUAAAGAGCAAUAAUUGUUAAUGCGAAGCGAUUAAUCGCUAAUCGCCUAAGGAAGUUUAGUCGAUAAUUUUAAAUGAUAUGUACGAUGCUUAAUAGUGAAUUCGUUUUCAGUAAAUGUUAAUUAUUUUAAGUCGCUGGUCAUUCUCGUCUGAACUUUAGUCGAUUAGACAUGAAUCGUUCGCAAAUGUCAGGCAAUCGGCAUGAAAAUUAUUUUUUAUGUAAAAAGAAUAUGAAUAUUUGAAAAGACAAGAAAGUGAGAGAAUCUGGCUUUGUAUUGACACAUUUUAUCGCCACAUGUAACUUAAGUACAAUUUUAAUGGGAGCGCUAUUCUGCAGCAUUUAUCAAUACAAUAUAUUGCGUUUUUAAUAUUUUCAUAUGAAAUAAUACAGCUUAAUUUCGAUAUUAUUCGGGAAUGUACGCCAUUCAAUUUAAGUGAAUUAGCAAUUUUAAUAUAUUUUGGAUUUUAUCUCUAUUUUUCUAUUUAACUUGAAGUGCGCUCCCGAACAGCAUUUCUUCUAUAUAAGGCGCUAUAUCAUUGUGCAAGUAACUUGCACGCGAUGUAUCCGAAUCACACAUUUUCUUAUAUUUAUUAACUAAUUUUAUUGUUUUAUCGCCUUCAGUGUUUCGAAGGUGCUGGUGUUCAUUUCAAAUGUAUUUUAUUAAGUUAUAAUAAAUGCCUCUAUUGUGAUAUUAUAUCGUUUAUUGGUAAUGAUCCUUUCUUACGCUCAUGUUACUUGCACAGUUUUAUAAUACAGGUCAGACGUAUGAAGGCGUCGUCCAAUUUCAAUUUAGUAACAGCAAAAAUCAAUAUUUAACCAUCUCAACAAGAAAUGAUUUUAAAAGUAUACCAAAAAUCUGAAAGAAUUAUAUUUUUUUAAUCCUCUAACAUUAUUCUGGAACUUUUUGCUGUGAUUAAUUUGAAAUAUGAAACAGUGGAUUUUGAGGUCAAAUUGCUUGGACAUAUAGCGUAUAGGCUGAUGGCCGUGUUUCCAUCGAUGACUCGAUGAGUAGCGAGAUGAGAACCAAUAUAAGUAAUUAAUUAUAUCAUUGACACAAUUCUUGAGAGUCUCUGCAUCAAUAUAUGUAGUGUUAUAAAGCAGUUGAAUUCUUGGUUCUGGGUAACUGUAUGGUUUAGUACUGGAUGCGUUCACGAUGGAAACACAGCCUAAUUCAAACCAGUUUGAAUGUUCUUGAAUAUCUUAGUUUGUGCUAGCCAUCACAUUUUAUCUUAAAGUUUUAUCUUUUAGUAUAGUUUAGAUUAACUUCCAAUAUUACGCUUCGUGUUGUCAUCUAUCGGUAGCACACUGAAUACUUAUAUUUCUGAAAAAUAUCUUAUUUCAUAAUUUUCCUUUUUAUGACUAAUAUGGUGUCACAAUCACAAGUACUGUUCAUCUGGCGUCAUAGAAAACGCCUAUAAUCGUUCUAGAAUCACCCCUCAGCAUUUUCUGCGAAUAUUUUUAACUCUGAAAAUAUACUAUUUUUAUAAAAAACAUUGGAUAUUUGUUCGCAAAAUUUCUUACCUAUUCGAAGUGCUUAUAGUUUAAAAAAUGAGUUAAAGGGUGAUUUGGCUAUCGUUGUAGGCAGUUUCCUAGUGUGACAAUUUGUAUUUUAGUUUGGCACAAUGUCUAUUGCGCUCUGAAUAUAAUUUGAAUGUAAGGGUUUCAGGAACUACAAAGGUAUUAACAAUGAUUGCAAUCUGUGACUGUUAUGGAAAUCAUCAAGUUGCUGUCAAAUAUCUAGGUCUUAGGACGAGCUACCAACUGAAGCGGUUUUAUUUAUACGCCCUGCUCGUUGGCUCCAACAAUAGCCAACAUUGCUACAACAUAAUAAGAGGAAUGAAUUGAAUUGUUCUUACAUGUCAAGGGAAUCCACAGCGUUCGACAAACGUUGGCAGUGUUGGCACCAACGUGUGGACCUGGGAGUUUAGCUUAAAACUUACUAAUAUUUUGUCUACUUGUUAAUCUUCCUGUUACUAGUUAAUUUAAUUACAAUCAACGUCUUGGUAUAUUUUGGAACUAAUCUUCUGGUAAGGGAUACAAUAUUCGAAUUAUAUUUUUUUAAUAUUAAUUUGUACGAGCAUUGGCGGAAUUGGGUCUACCUUUUCAAACAUUUGAACCGAUGAAAGAAGCGUCUGCCUAAUUACGAGGAAUAUUUUUCGUUACAAAUUUUAAUUGGUGGAAUUAGCAAAAUUUAUUUUUUACUUUAAUUCCUAGCUGUUAAGUAGUUUUAUAUAAACCUUAUUUAUUGUACACUGCUCAAUCUUAUAUGUGUUUUUCUUUUUAAAAUAAUCGUUUUGUUUUUAAACACUGGGGUCUAUCCUCAAACUAUUCUCUAAAAUUGUUGUACGCAUUCAACUUAACAGAUACAUCAUAUUUUAAGAUAUGGUUUGCUCUUCAUAAUAUAUUAUUAAACUACUUUUAAAGUGGUUUUGAUCAUUUGCCUUUUUAGCAUAAAUGUCCGAUUUCGAGAAUAGACCUCUCUCGGUAUUUAAUUAUUCGUUUUACUUUUCGCUACAAGUCUGUCGUAUCCACGUUUUCUAUGAAAAUUGAAAUGGUAAUUGACUGGCGUAGUAUUUUAUUUCAGUUUCAUGAUUGUAAUUAUCGAUGGUGAAUUAAAUAUGACUUAGUUGACAGUAGAUACAGGCAAUAAGCAAUUUGUAAACAAAUAAAAUAAAUAUUGAAA